CGCGACGCGUGCUAGCUGCUGACCUGCUGUAUUAUGCUAGCUGCACACGAAAGUUUGUUGACAACUUGUGCAGUUUACAUUGCGUCGAGUUGGGCCUGUUCGAUGUGCUGAACUGGUCGUAAAAUGUACAGCUGUACAGAUCUGUGAUGUCAACACCGCACCCAUGCUGUUAACCCACAUAGCCAACCUACCUAUAUUGUACAAUGUAUUGAUGACUGAUAACACAGUUGUUAUCAUCAGCUGAAGUAGCAUAUCCUGCCCUCACCCACCCUCCCCCUCCCCUCUCUUCACUCAUGUCUUCCAGUGAGAAAGUCUCACACCAAGAGUCGUCAGGUGGCCUUGGGCAGAUGGUGUCCCAGCGCCUGUCCCCAUCGUUGAUUGACCUGCAGCAUCUGUCAGAGGAAGAGCGCAACAUCAUUUUCUCAGUGCUGGACCGUGAUGAGCAGCUGAGACAACAUGACCAAGAACGAGUCAAGAAAAGAUCAAGGAUGCUGAAAAAUGAACUUCAUGAUCUACGCAAGAAAGGUGCUGUCAACGCAGCUGAUGAGAAUGACAAUGCCCGUGUCUGUAUACGAUGCCGUGAGCCACUGGGCUUGUUGUUCAACACCGGUGACAGCUGUCCAAAGUGUCAACACAAGGUGUGCAAGGCCUGCCAGGUGACACUGCCUAGUGGCACUCGCUGGCUGUGCUCUGUCUGUCACAAAAAUAUGCAACUUCAGCUUGAAACUGGUGAGUGGCAUUUCUCCCAACUGCAAGUUGACCAAGUUCCUCUGUUUGGUUCAGACCUUGUCAAGGCAUCACUGGCCAAAGCUAAGCAUUCACUGACUGAUCCAACCACUAUCCCUGUUCUGACUGCAUCGGACCUCCGAUCAGACUCUCGCUCAUCCUUGCAAGGGAAGAAACGUAGUGAUCCAGGCAAAGGCAGGCAUCAUAAAGGCCGGCAAGACAGUCGGACAUCCUCAGAUUACACCACAUCCCGGCAGAGCAGUCAACGAAGUGCAAGGUAUGACAAUUCAUCCAGUGGGCCUAAUUCCCCAGCUGCUUCCCUGAAAAUCUCCUCAAGGGUUUCCUCAAGUCUCACAGGGAACACCUCGCCUUCUGAGGUCUACUCUGAGCCUGAGGAUUACCCAAGGGGAGGCGGGAGAAAUAAGUGGAAGAAAGUGGCCGCUGUCUCACAGGCUGGUGGGAGAUUUUUCAAGAGAAAGGGAGACGGGAAAUCAAAAACAUCACUCCAACAGACACGGACACAUAAUCGCAGUAACAGCUCUGGCUCUGAGCCUGUGUCAGUGACUGAUUCAUCGGAGGUAGAUGGUGUCCUUGAACCCAUUUCUGGGUUCACUUUCCAGCGAGUGUCUUUCAGAAAGGAUCGGAAGGGUUCUGGCAAGCAGGACUCAUCAAAAGACACCACAGACCAAGGACAAAACCAUGACGAUAUGGGAUGUGUGUGUUCAACUGAAGAGCCUACCUGUAUCCCAGCCGGCCUAGCUGAAGAUGAUCAAGAUGAUUACAUCAAGUCUAAUGGCAAGACCCCAGUGGAUAACACCAGCCAUUCUGUAGAUACACCAGUCAUCGCAGUUGAUGUGGUGGAUGACAGUAAAGGAAAAUCUCGAGAGGACUCAGAAGAGGAUGAUAUUGAUCGUCACUUCAUGGUACAUGGAGGGCUCAGUCCAGAUAUCAGAAAUAAAUUUGGGAUCCAUAGUGAUAGUACCGGUACGUCCCCACCUGACACUGAUAGUUCCCAUGACAAAGCCACUUCACUGCAGUUGUCCAAUGAGGAUAGUUUGAGUGAUGAGAAACCAUCCCCAAAUGAGCAGAAUGAAAAUGGUAAAGCUGUCCGUGCUAGUAUUACAUCCGACUCCCACCUUUCUGUGGACGGUGCAUCAUCACCGGAAACCCAUCUCCCAUCUAGUUCCAACACCUUCACCAAGGCAGGAAGCAUUGGAGACAACCGAUCUCGUGCUUCAGCCUCCUCUCUUCAGAGGAGGAUGCAAACAGGAAGCAAUCUCAGCAAGGUAAAAAUGACACAUGCAACAGCGGUAGAGGGUGCAAGGAGGUCUCACUCAGAUCCUGCAGCAACGGGAAUGGGAAGCUCGGUCAGCAUGACAAGCUUGUACAGCCAGGCAGGAGAGGAGAAUUAUGGGAAAUAUGUCAUUACUGGAGACAUCAACUUUGGGCUACAUUACAACUACAAAACCAACAUCUUUGAGGUCAAGAUCAAAGCGUGUCGUGACCUUGCUCCAGUGGAUGUCAAGAGAAUCAAAUCAGACCCGUAUGUGAAGACCUACCUUCUUCCGGACCGAACCAAAGCCAGCAAACGGAAGACGUUUGUGCGUAAGGGUACAGUCAACCCCCAGUAUGAGAUGACGUUGAGAUAUCACAUCUCUCAGAGUGAGCUGGAGACCAGGACACUCAGUGUGACUGUAUGGAAUAAUGACGCCUUUGGAAGGAAUGACUUCCUGGGAGAGGUUCUAGUCAACAUGGAUUCUAUCAAGUUGGAUGACUACAAGCCACGAUGGCAUCAGCUUUGCAAUAAGUCCCAACCAGCAGAGGGCGCCGUUGCAUACAAGGGUGACUUGACUGUCUCAUUGAUGUACUCGGAUACAGUCGCACCUGAGGUGGAGGAAAAAGACUCCAAGAAGAAAAAGAAGAAAGAUAAAAGCAAGAAGUUGGGCAAGAACCAGCAAGCAGCUGAAGGGAAGGGGCUGUUGUAUGUCAAGAUUAUUGAAGCAAGGAACUUAGUCGGUGUGCGGAUGGGUGGCUCAUCCAACCCAUUUAUCAAAGGCUAUUUGGAGCCAGACAGGUCCAAAACAGGGAAACAUAAAACAGCAGUACUGCGCGGAACUUGCAAUCCUCGCUGGGACCAUGUCAUGAAGUUUGAGAAUGUCUCUCUGAGGACGCUGAAGGAACGGUGCUUGGAAUUGACGGUUUGGGACCAUGAAACACUCUCAUCUAACGAGUUCUUGGGUGGAGUAAGAUUAAACUUAGGCACAGGUGAGUACCAGAGGAAACCAGCAACCUGGAAUGAUGCUACAGGAGAGGAGAUGAAAGUAUGGGAGCAGAUGAUGAAGGCUCCUGGGCGAUGGCAUGAGGCUACCAUCGUACUCAGACCAAGUAUGGUUAGUAGGUUGCAGUACAUGCAAUGAUGCCUGUAUCCAGACGUCACCAUCUGCAACCACAGACUGUACUUUUGAAUGAAGUAUCUGUAUUAACUGUUCAAGUAGCAUGAGGUCCAGACCAAUCCAAGCCUUCAAUCACUAGUUGUACACUCAUUGAGGCCCCCUUCAAUGGCGUAAGCAUUGUGCCAGGUAUUCGGAUAAUCUGUCAUUGGGCAGUCGUUUUGUGAAAUUGCUGGCGCAGUGCUUUUGUCUGUGACUGACAUCUGUGAAUGUGCAGUGAUAGCGUACUGGGAUUGGUCUACAUCUGACCAGGGACUCUGUAGAUCAACAGGAGUUGUUGUGUGUAACCUAGCAGUUAAGAAUGAUAAUUAAAGGACACUCAUAUUUCACUAGUCCAUGUGAAAACGGGAUUUUAAGCUAUGCAUGGGUGUAAAGGUACAAUAAGGAACAAGUAUUUGUGGACAUGUACAAGCCAAUCUCUUCUGUGAAGAAGUGUGGUUCUGAAUAGGAACUGGAGGUGACAGUUUUUCUUGACGUUUCAGAUAGUGUAUUCAGUGGAAUUAAUCUCUUCUGUUUAGAAGUCCAGUUCUGAUGAAAAGAAACUGCAGAUGAGAAUUUGUCCAUCCUAAACGUAAAACAAUUCUCACCUGCAGUUUCUUUUCAUCAGAACUGGACUUCUAAACAGAAGAGAUUAAUUCCAUGGUGUACUCACAAAAUUAUCUGUGUUCCUCCAUGUACAGUAUGGGGUGUGAUCCAAGAAAGUUAUUGUGUUGCUCUAUGAUGAUGAAAGCAUAGUUGACUGGUUCCCAGACCUUUCAAUAUAUUCCAAACUUUUGAGAGGGGCAGGAACCAGUGUAGAAGUUCGAACCAGGGCAGAGUCCUACAUGGAAAUCAGUGUUUCACAGCAUUCCAAAAUCCCUAACAAAUAAAAAAAUGGGUGUGACAUUUGUUUGAGAAGUUGGCGGGAGCUUGAGGUUUGCUGAUGACUUGCAAACUUGAUGACAUACUGCUAGAUUUCUAUGCAAAUGAGUGAUAUAAGAACCAGUAAGACGUGUUUGUGUGGCAUUGGCUUAGUCAUCAAUCGGAUGAGGGUACAUGCAUAUUGUAGUCAUCAAGGAAUUACAAGAUGUCAGCAGGACAUGAAAAAUGAAGAAAUGUCAGCGGUUCCGAGAAGACUCUUAUCAGCUAUGUAUUCUAAGCCUUGCUAACUGAUGGGGUCAAUGACUAUCUGAAUUGAUAGCAUCAAUUUCAGUCUUUAAAUGCUGCCUCCCGACGAUUAACACUCUUGAAAAUCAUUCUGCUUGUGGUUUAUUUGUAACUGUUCAACAUUUCAAAAAAGUUCCAACAGUAAUUUGAAUACCCAAAGACUUAAAGAGUAAGGAGACUCCCUUGCCAAUAACUGCCCAUAGACUUACAGCUCUGAAGUAUUUGUGCCACAUGUUCUACCUGGCUAACAGAAGCAAAUCACAAUGUCUGUUCCCAUUCAGAUUCAUGUGUGGUCUGUUUUAUCAAGUAAACAGUACUUUUUAACACAAUUCAAAACAAUUCCAAUCGUAAUGAAACAGUAACAAAAUAACACAUGAUUGGUAAGCACAUGCCUAUUAUACAUCAGCUAUUAUAAAUCUAUGUAUUUAGUUAUAGAUAAAUCAGGUUAUAAUUAGAAUCUGUAAAAACAACUAAAUGUAUUUAAUUGUUUAUUUUGAAACAUUAUUAAUUUGAUUAUUUUCAAUUGGGUAAAGUUGAAAUGCAGAAAUGAACACAAAAAGUCUCUAUGCAUAUAGUAAUUUUUUGAUAAUUCAGCACUUUGAUAUCAGUCUAUGCAUGUGUAGCUGUUUACAAUCUUUACUUGAUUUAGAAGCAAUAGAUAUGAUUUUUAUUCCAAGCAAUUUCACACGGUUCAAUAAGUGUUUUCAGGCCAUUUUUUAUUCAAAAGGCCGAAUGACUUUUUUGAUUACAUUAAAGUGGCCUGUGUCUUUUACACAUUAUAGAGAAAUAUCUGAUGCAACAUCUGGAAGAGAGAUUGAACUCUGUAUGAGACAUCUAUGCAUACAUGAUGCAUGAUCAACUACAUUUAUUGAGUUCACGCACCAGUCACUGUGAACCUCUUAAAAAAGGAUGUCGGAAUGUUUCGCAUUAUUAACAGUUACUUGGCAUGUUUCUCCCCCUUGCCAUAACUGGCAUGAUUCUUAAUAUAGAGGGUGACCCAAAAAAAUGCAACCCCAAAACAUUUGCCUUUUACAUUGUAAAAAAAAAAGGAUCGGUGAAUGUUUAUGUUUUGGGUAUCCGAUUAAAACUGAGAGCUCUUUCUUUUAAAUACUGUAACAAUCAUGAAAAUAACACUUUGGGUUGCUAAGAAAAUGCCAGUUAUGUAAGAGAAGUCAUUUUUCAUGCUGUACACACACAAAAAUUACCACAGUAAGGGAUUUUCACUGUACCCAUUUAGUGCAUGUCUUAAUCCUUACAAACAACACGGCACAUAUUACAAGAGUACAAAUGAAUGUGAUGAAAAUACCUUUAGUAUUUUCCACCUCAACAGGUAUAUCUUUUUAGUCCUAUGUGAAACCUUUCAUCAUCAUUAAUAUGUCAAACUAUUAAAUACAUUACACAAAGGAAGGAUCAUUGCACAGUAGGCUUACAGUAAAAUGUUUCACUGUGAGACAUGACUACUUUGACACAAUUGGCAUUUUCUCAGCAACCCAAAAUGUUAUUUUCAUGAUUUUUUAAUAUUUGAAAGAGAAAGCUCCUAGCUUUAAUCGAUACCCAAAAUAUAAAAAUCCACUAAUCCUUUUUUUUUUAAAGGCAAAUGUUUCAGGGUUGCAUUUGUUUUGGGUCACCCUAUAUAUUGAUUUGUUUAUUCUUAACAAUAAUACUAAUGACAGGGAUGCUGCAUCUGUAGAUUCAUGUGGUGUAUUUAGCUAGGAUUGAUCACCAAUGGCCUUCUUUUAACUUAUUUCUACCAACUGCAUAUUUUCUGGCCAAUUUCACUUUGCGAGAGUGCCUUGAAGUAAGAUAUAUCAUGCUCUCCUUAACGUGAACAAAAACAGUCUUUGUUUUGGAUUACUUAUUUUCAAAGUAUUGCGUAAAAGAACAAAAACUUUAAAUUCCAAUGUUUAUCUCAGUUUUAUCAUAAAAACAUAAUAGUCUAUUGUGCUACUUUUGUGUUUAAUUGUAUCAUUAGCAUUGUAUAUCAAUUAUGGAAUCUAAAAUAUUUGCUCUUUUGCUUAUUUUCUAGUUAUUUAUACUAUUUUGCCUCAGUGAAAUAACUGUUUCACUGAAACGUCUAAAUUACAAAUAAUUUCAAAUUUAUAUUUUCUAGAGGCCAGAUGUUUACACCCCUACACAAAGUUCAUGGCAGAUAAAGAUACAGUCCAUGUAUCUUUUAUAGGUCGGCUCAGCAUAACACAAAGUGAUGUAACACUUUGAAAACUCUGCUCAGUUUAUUCAUAUAUUUGCACAGUGCAUUGAUGUAAAUGCGCACUGUCUGUGUUGCCUUGAUAUAUGUAGCUGCAUUUCUAUAAACCGUCAACCUCCCCCCCCCCCCCCCGACAUCACAAACAGGAGCAUGGGGCGUUACCAUUAGGCAAUUAUGUAAUAUUUUUUCUGCAUAUCGGUAAGGGAAUGUUUUGUCGUUUUUCAUGAUUAGUUCCUAACGUCUUUCAAGUACAUGUAGUUUAUUGGCAAUUUCAUGCAUUUCCAUCAUCAAAAUAUAUAUCAAUCAUUUCACUCUAUUUUUGUACAUGUAUUCCCGUGGUGUAUUUAUCAUUCUUAUUCAACUAAUUCUAUUAAUUGUCUUUGCAAAAUAUUGCCGGUAAAAAAAUAUGUAAAGAAAUCAUAUUAAUAUUGUUCUUGGGUAUAUAAUGCGGAGGAUGAUUUUACACUGAAUAAACUAUUUAUUGAUAAAACA
Molecule: messenger RNA, 7020 nt
Organism: Patiria miniata (bat star)
Lineage: Eukaryota; Metazoa; Echinodermata; Asteroidea; Valvatida; Asterinidae
Product: synaptotagmin-like protein 4
Exons: 14
Coding region: 294-3143 (949 amino acids)
Biological process (GO): regulation of membrane potential; regulation of synaptic plasticity; positive regulation of synaptic transmission
Cellular component (GO): plasma membrane; presynaptic membrane; exocytic vesicle
Molecular function (GO): neurexin family protein binding; actin binding; myosin binding
Source: RefSeq, a predicted model, not a curated record